AUGGGUACUUACCAACAGGUGGGAGUGGCGUUAUCCACCGUGUCCUGGUUGGCCUGCGAGGGGGACUCUGCUCCCCUCGCGCCACCCGCCACAGAGGAAGCCGUGGUGCCGCUGUUCCACACACUAAGCCCACAUCAUCACUUCACUCUUAUUAUCUCCACCAAACUGACACCAAUUGCAUUGCUACCUGAAAACACCACGGCACUUCACUACAACCGCACUUGA
This is a messenger RNA of Pieris macdunnoughi, 225 nucleotides long. Lineage: Eukaryota; Metazoa; Arthropoda; Insecta; Lepidoptera; Pieridae. The record is from the annotation of a GenBank genome assembly.